GGCAUCAAGUUGUCAGCAGAUGUCAAACCGUUUGUCCCCAAAUUUGCUGGGCUCAGUGUGGCAUGGUUAGAGUCUUCAGAAGCACCCGUGUUCCCUAGCUGUGCAGCCGCGUACUAUCCUUGUGUUCAGGAGCUACCUGUGCCUGAGCAGACACUCUAUCCUGAAGAUAUGGCCUUUGGAGCUUCAACAUUUCCUCCUCAGUAUUUAUCUUCCGAGUUGGCUCUUCACCCAUACACCCCUUCUCCUUACACCCUGGAGUCUGCACACAGUAUUUGCCCAAUGCCUGGCUCCCAGCAUGAUUACAGCCAACCCAGUCGUUACCGAGGUUUCCAGACGAAGCCACAGUGUGAGCACGUGUGCCCUCUCCCACAAGACACGAAAGCUCUGUUUAAGAAAAAAACAUAUGAUGAGCAAAAGUUUGCCGGUAAAAAGGCUGAUGGAACUGUGUCAUCUGAUAUAAAGUCAGUGAGAAGCUCACAUUGUUUGUCCUUUCGUGCUGACUCUAAUUUGAAAUCAGGUAAAGAUGGUUAUCAUAAACGAACAGACAGAAAAUCCAGAAUCAUUGAAAAGUGUGGACCUGCCUCCAAACCUGAGUUUGAAUUUACCAGGUUGGAUUUUCCUAAACUGCAGGGUGCAGAGGACAGUGAGAUAGUAGAGACACCAAAACAGCCCAAGUGGGGGCCUCCUCGCUCUGCCUCUACAGACACUUCCCUGGGGAGAGAAGUGGUGAAACCUGCUCCAGCGUUAGAGGGUGAAAUAGUGGUGAAAAAUAAUAAGCCGACUGACUCUGUAACUGAUAAUGCUGCUACCAAUUCCUCUCCAUGUACAGGAGAGUUAUCCUGGACGCCAAUGGGUUAUGUUGUCCGUCAGACGUUACCUACAGAGUCAUCAUCAGCCCCUAGAAUUGUUACUUCUGUGAUAAACCUAAAGACGGUUGUUUCAUCAGCAGAUCCUAAAAAUGGUAGCAAAUCAUCUUCUCAAGUUUUAUCUUCGGAUCCGUCCUACAACAGAGAGAAACCCAUUGUCCACUCAACAAAAAAGUGCAAAGCAUCACAAGGUGGUGAUUCUGAGCAAAAUGAAGCCUCAAGAAAGAAUAAGAAAAAGAAAGAAAAGUUUAAAUCAAAAUACGAAAUCCACACAGCGCAAGAGCCACCACGGAUUGAAGAUACUGAAGAGUUUCCCAUUCUGGCAGUUGCAUCUGAAAGAAGAGACAGAGUAGAGUCACGGAAAUGUCAAUCUAAGCAGCAGCCACAGAAUAAUUUUAAAAGUGGAAAGAAGAGCCAAACUCCAGUACAGUUGGAUUUGGGGGGAAUGCUGACAGCACUGGAAAAGAAGCAGCACUCCCAGAAUGCAAAGCAGUCCUCCAAACCAGUGGUGUUUUCAGUCGGGGCAGUUCCUGUUCUCUCCAAAGAGGCCACGUUGGGGAAGAAGGGCCACCGCUUCAGCCAGGUGAAGACCCCGCACAACCCCCUGGACUCCAGCGCUCCCCUGAUGAAGAAGGGGAAGCAGAGGGAGGUCCCCAGAGCCAAGAAGCCGACAUCAUUGAAGAAGAUUAUUUUGAAAGAACGGGAGGAGAGAAAGCAGCAGCGUCUCCAGGAAAAUGCUGUGAGCCCCACUCUGGCCAGUGACGAUGUGCAAGAUGUAGAGAGUGGUGACGACCUGGCUCUGGAGCAGGAGGAGCCCACAGCCCCACAGGUGCUGUGCUGUGACCUGCUUUUCUGUGAUGCUCCGGCGGGAGCAGAAGCACCCAUGUGCUCCUCUCCUGCGGGGGAGAGCCAGUCAGAAGAGCCGCUGGGAGCUGAGAUCCAUAAGGAGGCGGCGACCUGCUCCCUGGCUCCCGAAGGUGCCACCUGCCCCAAGAUCCACAGCCGGAGGUUCAGGGAUUACUGCAGCCAGGUGCUCAGCAAAGAGGUGGAUGCCUGUGUUUCGGAGCUGCUGAAAGAGCUGGUCCGUUUCCAAGACCGUAUGUACCAGAAAGACCCCGUCAAGGCCAAGACCAAACGCCGGCUGGUGCUGGGGCUGCGGGAGGUGCUCAAACACCUGAAGCUCCGGAAGCUGAAGUGCGUCAUCAUCUCUCCCAACUGUGAGAAGAUACAGUCGAAAGGUGGACUGGACGACACCCUGCACACCAUCAUCGCUUACGCCUGUGAGCAGAACAUUCCCUUCGUGUUCGCGCUCAACCGCAAGGCUCUGGGGCGCAGUCUGAACAAAGCUGUUCCUGUCAGCGUGGUGGGCAUCUUCAGCUACGAUGGGGCCCAGGACCAGUUCCACAAGAUGGUUGAGCUGACGAUGGCGGCGCGGGAGGCGUACAAGACGAUGCUCGAGACCACGCGCCAGGAGCCUGCACAGGGCCCCAGCGGCUCCGCGGAAGGCGGCCCCCCAGCUUCUCCCACAACAGAAGAGCCACACUACAUUGAAAUCUGGAGAAAACACCUGGAAGCGUACAGUCAGUGUGCCCUGGAGCUAGAAGAAUCACUAGAGGCUUCAACCUCUCAGAUGAUGAACUUGAAUUUAUAAGAAGGGUUCUUUUGUGGGUUUGUAUUUGGGGUAAGGAGGGGAGGUUUGAACAACUUUGUGGCCCUCUUCUUAGCUUUUCACUGGCCUAAUGUAUUUGUAACGCUGUUUAAUUGGGACAUUGGCAGCGUAGAGGGCGUGGGAAGCAGCCUUUGUGGCACCACGGCUGCAGGCCCUGUGGCGGGCAUUGGGCUUGCUGACGGAGCCUUUCUGGAGGCCCUCGGAGCACUGUGAAUCCGGAAGACCCUGGGGAAGGUGCCGAGCCCUCUGCUGCUCCAGAGCGGAUCACUGAGCCAGGUCAUUCGUCUGUGGAAACGGGAGCAGGGUGGCUGCUGUCCUCCCAGGCACGGUGAGGGCCCGGCCCUGCCCCUGCAGGAAGCCAGUGUCAGAGCAGGAGGCAGGGAGGGUCCUUCUCGGGACGUGGCCUUUCAGUGGGAAGAUCUGGGAGACCUGGAGGGUUUGCUAAAAUGAGCCUCAAGAAUAAUCAGUUUUUUAACCUGUUACCUUUGACAUGAAUUAUUUCUAAUUUUAGUUGUUAUUUUUCAGAGAAACAAUGUAUAUUGAAAUUCCUAAAUUUCAGUUUUGAUAAUCUACAAAUCUUUCUUUUGUAAAUGAACAUGUUCUGAAUGUGGUUUCUGUCUCAGAGGCCAGGAGGCAAAAAGUUUACUUUCCUAUUUUCCUGUAAGUAAGAGGGCUUAUUUAUUUUCAAUAAAGAGUGAUUAUUUAAUUUCCCUG
Molecule: messenger RNA, 3249 nt
Organism: Myotis davidii
Lineage: Eukaryota; Metazoa; Chordata; Mammalia; Chiroptera; Vespertilionidae
Gene: SECISBP2
Product: SECIS binding protein 2
Exons: 16
Coding region: 169-2517 (782 amino acids)
Biological process (GO): selenocysteine incorporation
Cellular component (GO): ribonucleoprotein complex
Molecular function (GO): ribonucleoprotein complex binding; selenocysteine insertion sequence binding; mRNA 3'-UTR binding
Source: RefSeq, a predicted model, not a curated record